Juglans regia (Persian walnut) is the source of this 638-nucleotide messenger RNA. RefSeq names its product ethylene-responsive transcription factor ERF096-like. Bases 1 to 420 code for a protein of 139 amino acids. The transcript has a single exon. Gene Ontology annotation, biological process: ethylene-activated signaling pathway; regulation of DNA-templated transcription. The record is from RefSeq and is a predicted model, not a curated record. Gene Ontology annotation, molecular function: DNA binding; DNA-binding transcription factor activity. Lineage: Eukaryota; Viridiplantae; Streptophyta; Magnoliopsida; Fagales; Juglandaceae.
AUGGAUGAGGACCCUCAAAGAGGUGGUGCCAAGGAAGGCGGCGAUCAUGUCAAAUACCGCGGCGUGCGGAGGAGGCCGUGGGGCAAGUUUGCGGCAGAGAUUCGGGACUCCAAUAGGCAUGGGGCGCGCGUGUGGCUUGGGACUUUUAACACUGCAGAGGAGGCUGCUAGAGCUUAUGAUCGAGCCGCUUAUGCCAUGAGGGGUUCUUUAGCCAUUCUGAACUUUCCAAACGAGUACGCUUUAGGGAGUGGUGGUGCUUCUGCUUCUUCGUCUUCGCCUUCUUCCUCGAGGCGUACUGGGAAUGCGGAAGAGAGAACUGGAAGUAGUGGGCAUGGACAGCAUGUUUUUGAGUUUGAGUACUUGGACGACAAGGUGAUGGAGGAGCUUCUUGAAUCCGAAGAGAAAAAGAACAAGAAAUGAAAUGAAGAGCUAGCUGGGUGCAUGAUGUUUUUCUUUUCCAGUAGUGGCAAAUUUCAUCCUUUUCUUUUCCUUCCAUUUUCAAACCAAUGAUACGACAAAGGAAUCGAGAGGGAGAAAACUAGUGAAUUCUCUUUCAAGAGAGGGGUGCUUCCUAACUGACCGUACUGCCCUUUGUUGAAACAAUGUAUAUCUAGAUAAAAUUGAAACAGAGAGGUAAG